This is a messenger RNA of Caenorhabditis auriculariae, 3281 nucleotides long. The record is from the annotation of a GenBank genome assembly. Lineage: Eukaryota; Metazoa; Nematoda; Chromadorea; Rhabditida; Rhabditidae.
AUGGGCGAGAAUAAUGGCACCGACAGUAAUGGUACGCCGCCACAAUCCAACGGGAAUAGUGAGUGAUUUUCAGCUUAAUUGUACUAUGAGACGAAAGUUGAAUUUUGUUUUUUAGUGAUCUUUUUUCCGAGUUCUGUUCAGUUUUAAGAAAAUAAAAACUUGGUUGAUGUGUUUUGAAAACAUGUACUUCGUGAGUCUUUUAGUUAUUUCCUUUCAAAAGAUUUUUCACAGUUCCUGUCUACCGAUUCGCAAUUCAGAUCUAAUGGCGUUGAGCGGUGGCGCAGUGGUCACAAUGCCUUUGUUGCCGCAAGCUGGAGAGGUUUACUCUAGAAAAAUGAAAAAUUUUCGCAACAAAUGGCAGGUGUUUGUUGGACCAGGCGCAAAGAAGGAAGCUGAAUUGUUGGGACUUGGGCUGACCAAGUUGAGUUCGCGAAGAAAGGACGAAAUUGCGAUGGCCAAGCGCUUCGCCAUGGACUUGUCUAUAAAGCAGAUUAUGCUGCGUCAGCAAAAAGCGCAGCAAGAAAAUGUCCGUUUGUCAGCUUAUUCAGCCAUCAGUUUGAUUAUAGGACUUCUUAUCUUGAAAAGAUUUCAGCAACAAAAGCAGCAGAUGUAUGCCCAAGCUUUAUCCUUGAUGUCGCGCGUCUACAUUGGUUCUAUAUCCUUUGAAGUGCGCGAAGAUAUGCUGAAAAAAGCGUUCGAAGUGUUCGGCCCGAUAAAAAGCAUCAACAUGAGCUGGGACGCCGUCACCGGGGUGGGUUUUCACUUCCCUUUUUGGUUUUUGUUCAUUCAUUAGUGUUAUUUUCAGCACCACAAGGGUUUCGCCUUCCUGGAGUAUGACGUGCCUGAAGCGGCUCUUUUGGCUCAGGAAUCUAUGAAUGGCCAGUUGAUGGGAGGCCGCAAUCUGAAAGUCAACAGCAUGGUCUGCUUUACAUUUUUCUACUUUGAAGGCGUUUGACCACUUGCUGUGACGCUUCCAGGGGAACCGAAAGCAGAAGCUUUCGUAUUUUCACCUGAGAAUGUUGUACCGUUGCUAACAAUUCUUCCUAGGGAUUUCUUCCGAAAUCUCUGGAAGCUUCAAUUUUGUUUCUAUCCUUCUCAUGACUUUUUUUUUCUCCAGGUCGGACGACCCACUAACAUGCCACAGGCGCAGCCAAUCAUCGAAAUGGUCCAACAGGAUGCUCGCAAAUACUUUCGGUAACUCGUGAAAACUUGCAUUCUUUUCACCACUUUCAAGGGUUUACGUGGCGUCGGUGCAUCCUGAUUUGUCGGAAAGCGAUUUGAAGAGUGUUUUUGAAGCGUUUGGCGAAGUUGUGCGGUGUCAAUUGGCUCGUCAGAUUUCCGGCCGUGGGAUGCACAGGUAAACUGGUACACGAGAUUCUCUUCUUCAUUCACUUUUUUUUCCAGAGGUUUUGGGUACAUUGAGUUCAAUAACCUCAACUCUAUGACGGAAGCUAUAGCUGGAAUGAACAUGUUCGACUUGGGUGGCCAAUUUUUGCGGGUACUUUUUUUAAAAGUUAAUUCGGUAGUUUAGUGCGAAUAAAAGGUCUUUUAACAUGAAACUAAAGGCGUCCGGCCGUCAUAAGGUAUUUUAUCUGAAGGAACUCUAUUGAUAAGAGAAGCUCCAGUUGAAAAAUUGGGAAAGCCUGUGGGAUUUUUCUGAAUUUUUAAUUUUGGAUUAGUUUCAAGAGCAUAAACACAAGUACGUUGAACAAAAAGAAAAGAAAAAUUAAAUUUUUCCUGUCUCUAGAAGAGACGGCGCAGUGUUAAUCGGACAGUAGCCUCGCGCCGAACAGCUUUCAAAAAAAAAAAUGUAAGCUGGAAAGUAAGAUUUUGUUUUUUUUUUAGGUUGGACGAUGCAUCACGCCGCCCGAGGCUUUGACGUAUCUCACCCCGGCUUCGGCAGCGACAAUUCCCGCAGCGGCGGCGGUGGCUGCUGCCGCCGUCACAGCCAAAGUGAUGGCCGCCGAGGCUUCCGCGCCGGUGGGUGGUCUUCCUAUAUCGCGUCCUUUCGCUAAAUGACCAUCCAAAAACGUUUCAUAAUGACCCUUCCACCCCUUCAUAAUCAAACAUAUUCUUUAUAUACAUUUGUAUGUGUGUGUUUGCGAAAACAAGCGCAAUAAAACGAUUUUUAUGAGGAUUUCUUCUCAAGACAUACAUCCGCUAUUCAGAGAACGUGACGUUAUAUAAAGAAUCGUUUGAAAAGGGUAGCUGUAAAACGCGACCACUUUUUGCGCGCUUUAUUGCAAAGUGAUAAAACACGGACGUUUUUUUGAAUUUUCCUUAUUCUUUUAUAAUAAAAUUAAGCUUUUUUUAUCGAUGUUUUUCUAAUCAGUAUAGUAGUGCCUCUUUCGUAUUUUUGACAGUAUCGUUUUUCAAACCAUUUUUUAAGAUUUUUUCUGUUCCAUGGUUAAUUUUUUUUUUCACCUUAUAGCCGUUUUAAUGCAGGUUAGUGAAAUUUAGAAAUUCGUUUUCAAAAACUGUCAAUGAGAAGCCUAAGUUGUUCAAGUAAUUAAAACAAAUUCAUAGUAAUGAUUUCACCGUAGGGCUUUUUUUGAAUCCUUUUUUUCAAAAGGAAAGAUAGGGAAAAAAACCUUUUUUUAAAAAAAUUUAAUUUUCAAUGGAGCACAAAAAAAUUUUUCAUUUUUUUAAACGCCCGCACUUUUAUAGAAUGCCUUUGAAAAGGCAUUUUGAUCAGUUAAUAUUGAACCAAACCGAAAUCAGACGUGUAAGCGAGAUGAAAGCUUUAUAACGGGGAUAUUUGGAAGGAAAAAAGAGGAUAAAGAAAAAAAAAAGGAUUCAUUUCACAAAACAAAGCUGUAAAUUUCUAAUUUUCCAAUUGAAAGGAGAGGGCAGGAAAAUGAAACAGAUGGUUUUUCAAAACUGUCGUCGUUUUUCAUCCUCUCUUAGUAUUUAAGAAAAAAUAUGUAUAAUUCAUAAAAAAAAAUGACGUGCCAGAGAUUUUUAAAGGUCGUUAAUUGCUAUCUUACCUGUCUUGAGGUGACAUAAUGACAAAAGACAUUUUAAAAAGUUUUUUGAUAGUUUCACAAGUUUUGGUAACUCUUAUCGAUUUAAUUCAACAAAGUUUUUUCCUUCAGAAAAGACAAUCUUCUGGCUCCUCUUCUCGGAAUCAAAGUCCAGCGCCGGCAGCGAUUUUACCCCCAAAAACGGAAGUGGAAAUCAAAAAGGAGGAAAUCGAAACACCUCCGCCAGAACCAAUGGAAGUCGACGAGCCCAUUGAAGAUCAGGUUGGCUUCGGUUUUGGCCAUUUAAAAGCGACGUAG